UGAUCUUCGAUGCGCUAUUCAGCCACACCACACAACUGCUAUGACAAACUUGCUGUUACUUCCCAACGAGCUGACACAGCACAUCGCAUCUUUUCUGCCCUGCUCCUCAGCCCUCAGCCUUUCAAGAGCCAAUCGACAACUGCGAACCAUCUGCAAUGACGAUGUAGUAUUCCACAACAUUGCACAGUACGACUUAGGGCAGUACUUGCUCUCCGAAAAUGGCAUAGAACUAUCGGAAACCCAUUGGGCAGAAACCGACUCCGCCUUAGCCAAAACGUCUCUCCAAGAGACCAUCCGCAUAGCAUACGCAGCCGAAAGAUGCAUCAAAGCUCUGCUCGAGACUGGCGACGCAUGGACCUUACUAAGAGCCAAGGGUGUCAACACUUAUGAGCUGAGCAGAUGGCUACCGCAUAUCAUGGCUUUACACCACCCUGUAGCUUCACAGCUAAAGCCCGAAACCUUCCUGGAGCUUCAAGGUCGCUUACAAGUUCAUCAUCGACUUCCAAUAGCACAGUCGCCUCAAUGGUACUCACCCAACCUUCUCGAUGUCAACUUCAUUCUCGGCUACACUAUCUUGACGCAACUGCACAUGACCGGAAAUGGUAAGCAGGUCAAAGCACCCUUCGAUCGCUUCUUUUCCGUAAACCACAUAGCGGAUCCACCGAUCUCGUUGAGUAAUGGCAUCAGAGUGGAUGGGGACGCAAUCAAGAGCCUCCGACAACGGGUGCCAAACUACGGCCAUUUGUGCAAGCCACACGGCGAUGCAUUCACUAUAGACCAAGCUACAACGUUGCUCUCCACCCUAAUUCUGGAGUUGGCUGUACACCAUUUGGCGCCAGGUCAUAUGAGCGAACUUCCGUCUCCCACCAAGAUACCCUUUCGCUCUUUCAUGCACUUGCCGCGUGUCUUUGGCAAAAGUCCAGCACCCGUUUAUGGGGACUCGCACGAACCGUUCGGCAUGUGUCACACUCAGAUGUUCUCAUCCAACUUCCUUUCCUCCGGGCGAUGGAUGGGAUACUACUCGGACCAGCGAAGGGCAUUGGGAAGAAGACGCUUCGGCCCGCCUAUGCACAGUGUCCGAUUUAUUGCCCGGGAAACUACUGAACCAGAGCGGGAUAUCAAGGGUGUUCGCAGUACAUUUACAAUUAUCGAUGUACAAAGUCGAGGUACUGAUGCAGUCGGAGAUUUCUCACUGGAAGGCCGUGUUCGACAUAUCGACGGAUAUAUCUCCUUGACAAAACGAUAUCUUUCAAAAGACUUGUCAUGGGAGUGGGAAGCUAACAUGACACCAUUUGGUAUGGUUGGUGCUUGGGGAAAUUAUGAAGGGAGAUUUGGAGGGUAUUUUUGGAUCUGGAAGGAGGAAUGGCGUUGCGGAUAGUGUUAACGUGAACUCCACACCAAAUACAGGAACUUCACAGCCGGACAUACUAUGGUGCCACGGUAACCUAUACUGCUACUGCGUCUCUUUUAGCCCGAAUUCAUCUUAAUAACCUAUACUAGAGCCUAU
Molecule: messenger RNA, 1507 nt
Organism: Alternaria rosae
Lineage: Eukaryota; Fungi; Ascomycota; Dothideomycetes; Pleosporales; Pleosporaceae
Exons: 1
Coding region: 41-1378 (445 amino acids)
Molecular function (GO): protein binding
Source: RefSeq, a predicted model, not a curated record